AUGGCGCGGACUCACUUCGCCGUGGCAGCGGUCCUGCUGCUGGCUUGUGCGGCUCUCGGCAGUUCAGCCGCCUGCACGCCCACCAUCGCCAGCGGCUCCGCCUUUUUUGGCGGCGCAGACAAGGCGGCCGCAGACAAGUACGUCAAUCAGGCCGCCCGCUGGCAGACGUUUGGUGACAUCACCAGGCUCGAGGUGUACUACUCCUCGACAGCAGGGUGCAUUUACGGGAUCAAGCCGACAUAUGGCAGGAGCGCCGCCAACGCGGCGCUGCUGGGGCUGGAUAAGAUGACUGGGCUUAACCACACGCUCACCCUGGGGGCCAAUGAGACAAUUAUCAAGGUCCAGCACAAGUCUGGCGGCAAGUGCAUCGAGUACAUCAGCCUCUCGACCACCAAGAACCGCACCUUUUCGGUCGGCAACAUCAAGAGCGCGACCGCCACGGCCACCCUUACCCCUCCCAAGGCCGGCGCGUUCCUUGCGUCCAUCCGCGGCUGGGUCACCAAGGCGGGCGCCCUGCAGGCCCUGCAGCUCGUCUGGGGCGCCCGCGACUGCCCGGCCGCCGCCCCGUCGCCGGCCGCGUCGCCCAAGGCGAGCCCCAAGCCAGCUGCGGCGUCGCCGUCGCCGGCGGCGUCCCCCAAGGCGUCCCCUGCCGCGUCGCCCAAGGCGGUGCCGAAGUCCUCGCCCACGCCCACGCCUACGCCCACGCCCAGCCCCGCCGCCACUCCCAGCCCUAGCCCCAGCCCCGUGCCCGUGGCCGAGAGGCAGAUCUGCGCCCCCAAGCUCGACAUGUGCGACGAGACGUCCCUCGGGCUCCUCAACACCUGCCGCGCCGCCCGGCCGUUCACCUCGUCCAAGUGCGUCGGCGGUUGCUGCAUCAGCAGCGGCAAGUGCAAGUACGGCAACUGCUUCGCCAACGGCCUCGGCACUGACGCAGGCCUGGCAUGCUUUGGCACCAACGCGCUGCCCAGCCCGCUCGCGCUGCUGGGCAACCGCUGCGGCCACCUCGCCUGCAAGCUGGCGGUGCCCGGCUGCAAGACGACCUUCCUGGGCGGAAACUGCGUGGGGACGGUGGUCGCGCUGGCAAACGCCAGCCAGCUGCACCCCCAGGGCGCCCAGUACGUCGGCCACCCCUGUAUCGAGUCGCUGCCCACCAGCCCGCUGGCCCAGAUCGCGAGCAAGGAGUUCAUCUGGGCCAACUGGAAGGUCUGCAACUGCAUCGACAAGGCGUACACGCUGCCCACCUUCAACCUCUCCAGCUUCCACCUGCCGUCGCUCAAGAUCCCGGGCGUGAGCUCCAUCAAGCUGCCCACCAUUGGCAUCUCCAACCCCUUUGCAAACAAGGCCGCGCCGUCGCCCAGCCCUGCGUCCGACGACGGCGGCGACGCGUCGCUCGGCGCGGGCGGCGGGCUGACGGCCCUUAAGGACCUCGUGUUUGGCGGCCUGAGCAGCGGCUCCGGCAGCAGCGACCCCUUCAGCGACUUUAUAACCUCGGACAACUCGACGGCCUCCGCCGCGGCGGGCACCGAGGAGGCUGGCGCGGCGCUGGAUGCGGGCGCGGGCGGGGAGCUGGAUGCAGGGGCGCCGGCCGCCGACGACAGCCAGUCGCUGGCGGCGUGA
Monoraphidium neglectum is the source of this 1617-nucleotide messenger RNA. RefSeq lists its product as hypothetical. The coding region runs from base 1 to 1617 and encodes 538 amino acids. The transcript has 3 exons. NCBI's taxonomy places the organism in Eukaryota, Viridiplantae, Chlorophyta, Chlorophyceae, Sphaeropleales, Selenastraceae. The record is from RefSeq and is a predicted model, not a curated record.